Molecule: messenger RNA, 2036 nt
Organism: Daucus carota subsp. sativus
Lineage: Eukaryota; Viridiplantae; Streptophyta; Magnoliopsida; Apiales; Apiaceae
Product: pentatricopeptide repeat-containing protein At3g61360
Exons: 2
Coding region: 226-1773 (515 amino acids)
Molecular function (GO): protein binding
Source: RefSeq, a predicted model, not a curated record
AAGCUCGUAAGGGUUAAGGAAGAGUUGAAAAACAAAUGACCCCUAAAUCACUGUCAACCCGUCCUGCUGCUAUCUAUGUGUCUAUGCUUGUCAUCUAAAAUUCACGGAGGAUCGCCAUCUCAUCUAUUCAGCUAUAUUAUAUAGGGUUUUCGACAAUCUGAUCAACUGUCAGGCGUAUGUGGAAGUUUGAAUACGAUCCCAUCUCCUCUAAUUAAUAAACAGAGGAUGCUGUCUUUACCAAUAUCAAGUAAAGCCAAUCAGAUUCUUCAAUUGUUUAACAACAAGCUAUUUACCAGCAUUGCUUUCAUAUCGACCAGCCUGCCUCCCUCCUCUGUAGAUAUAGAAAUUCAAGUUCAAAGACUUACAAAAAUUAUCAAUGAAAGCCCAUAUCCUGAUAAACCAUUGUACCCAGUCCUUUCUCAGCAGAUCCCUCCAACUGCCCUUUCCACGUCGAUUGUGGAAAACGUUCUGGGCUCUCUUUUUGGAACCCAUGCUAAUGGUCUGAAAGCCUCUGAGUUCUUUAGAUAUACUCUCCAAGCACCCCAUUUGUGUCCUAGUGCAGAUGCAUUUGAAAAGACACUUCACAUACUUACCCGAAUGCGCUACUUUGACAAAGCUUGGGAACUAAUGGAAGAAAUUAAGAAGAAACAUCCCUCUCUACUCACCAUUAAGUCGAUGAGCAUUGUGCUGUCGAGGAUUGCGAGAUUUCAGUCAUUUGAGGAAACCCUUGAAGCUUUCGAAAGAAUGGAGAAUGACAUAUACAUCAGUAACAAAUUUGGUACCGAGGAGUUCAACGUACUUCUUCGAGCAUUUUGCACACAGAGACAAAUGAAGGAAGCAAAAUCUGUAUUUAACAAGUUACAUUCCCGGUUCGAUCCCAACACCAAAACAAUGAAUAUAUUGCUCUUAGGAUUCAAAGAAUCGGCUGAUAUUACUUCGGUGGAGUUAUUUUACCACGACUUGACUCGAAGAGGUUUCAAGCCUAAUAAUAUAACUUACAAUAUCAGAAUUGAUGCGUACUGCAAGAAAGGUUCUUUUGGAGAUGCUUUGCGACUUUUUGAAGCAAUGGAACGAGAAAAUUGUUUUCCCACACUACAAACAAUAACUACUUUGAUUCAUGGCGCAGGGGUUGUUCGAAACAAAAGCAAGGCAAAAGAGUUGUUUGAUGAAAUCUCUCGUAGGAAUUUGCAAGCUGAUACCGGGGCAUAUAAUGCUUUGAUCAGCUCUUUUGUUAGAUGCCGAGAUGUGAAGUCUGCAGCUGAUCUAAUGAAUGAGAUGGAUGAGAAAAAUGUUUCCCAUGAUAAUGUCACAUAUCAUACUAUGUUUUUAGGGUUUAUAAAGUCAAAAGACAUUGACGGUUUUCAUGGUCUCUAUCAGAUGAUGAUUGAGAGGAAUUUCAUGCCCAAGACGAAGACUGUUGUGAUGUUGAUGAAAUUGUUUUGCGAAAAGAAUGAAAUUGGUUUGGCCGUAAAUUUGUGGGUAUACUUGAUAGAAAGAGGAUACUGUCCUCACAGCCAUGUGUUGAAUCUUUUGGUGACUGCAUUGUGCUCCCGUGGGAGGUUAGAAGAAGCCUUUGAAUGCUCCAAACAGAUGCUUGAAAGAGGGAGGCAUAUAAGUGAUUUGGCAUUUCAGAUGCUUGAGAGGUGUUUAAGGGAGGGUGAGGGGACGGAAAAGCUGAGGACACUGGAUCACUUGAUAAAGAGACUAGGCACAGUCCUGCCACCAUCAAAGGGUUAUGCUACUGGCUUACCUGAUCAAACCAAUGUCAAGUGAUCGAUUACUUAUAAUAUGACUAGCAACAUGAUAAAUGUUUGUGUGUAGGGUCUCUGUAGGACAUAUAUGGCCUCUGAGAUGUAAUCAGCUAGAUGUGGUCAUAUCCAUUAUAUUUUUUUGCCCUGUUGUUUUUGUUAGAUUUGAGGGAUUUUUAUAUCAUGAAAUCAUUUCAGGCAGUAUUGGCCAUCGGGUCACUCUGCAUUAAUUUUAGGAGAAAACAAUUAAAAAAAGAAGCAAAUGUCAAGGUUUUGUUUUUGAGUGUU